Myotis lucifugus (little brown bat) is the source of this 3693-nucleotide messenger RNA. It is a transcript of the gene HELLS, whose product is annotated as helicase, lymphoid specific. Bases 112 to 2442 code for a protein of 776 amino acids. Gene Ontology annotation, molecular function: chromatin binding; ATP binding; ATP-dependent chromatin remodeler activity. The transcript is spliced from 20 exons. Gene Ontology annotation, biological process: lymphocyte proliferation; negative regulation of gene expression via chromosomal CpG island methylation; DNA methylation-dependent constitutive heterochromatin formation. Gene Ontology annotation, cellular component: pericentric heterochromatin; nucleus. Lineage: Eukaryota; Metazoa; Chordata; Mammalia; Chiroptera; Vespertilionidae. The record is from RefSeq and is a predicted model, not a curated record.
UUUUUUGGCCGGGAUUUGUGGAGAGGACCGGGACCGGCCGCGGCUGAGGGGACGGCGCGCGGCGUUGCAGCUUCUUAGAGGAGGGGACCUGGCCCCGGAGAGUGCGCAGCCAUGCCGGCGCAGCAGCCCGCGAGCAGCGACGGGUGCCGCGCCCCCGGCGGGGCCGCCCAGCCGGAGCCCGCGGUCAUCACCCCGGCCAUGCUGGAGGAGGAAGAGCAGCUGGAGGCGGCGGGGCUGGCGAGGGAGCGGCAGAUGCUGGAAAAGGCUCACAAGUCCUGGGAUAGAGAGUCCGUGGACAUUCGGUACCGUAGACUUCAACAUUUGCUUGAAAAAAGCAAUAUCUACUCUAAAUUUUUAUUGACUAAAAUGGAACAACAACAAUUAGAGGAACUGAAGAAGAAAGAGAAAUUAGAGAGGAAGAAGGAAUCAUCCAAAGUUACUACGGGUAAAGGUUCCAUUGGUGCAAGUGAAGAGAAUCCAGUUGUGAGAAAGAAAAGAGGAAGAGAAGAUGAAUCAUACAAUAUUUCAGAGGUCAUGUCAAAAGAGGAAAUUUUGUCUGUGGCUAAAAAAAAUAAAAAGGAGAAUGAGGAUGAAAGCUCCUCUUCUAAUCUCUGUGUAGAAGAUCUUCAGAAAAACAAAGACUCAAAUAGUAUAAUUAAAGAUAGAUUGUCGCAAACGGUUAGGCAGAAUACAAAACUCUUCUUUGACCCAGUUCGGAAAUACAAUGGACAGCCAGUACCCUUUCAGCAACCAAAACAUUUUACAGGCGGUGUGAUGCGUUGGUACCAAGUAGAAGGCAUGGAAUGGCUCAGGAUGCUUUGGGAAAAUGGAAUUAAUGGCAUUUUAGCAGAUGAAAUGGGAUUGGGAAAGACAGUUCAGUGCAUUGCUACAGUCGCCUUGAUGAUUGAGAGAGGAGUACCUGGACCUUUUCUUGUCUGUGGCCCAUUAUCUACACUUCCUAACUGGAUAGCUGAAUUCCAAAGAUUUACACCAGAAAUUCCUACUAUGUUAUAUCAUGGGACCCAGCAGGAACGUCGAAAAUUGGUAAGGAAGAUUCACCAACGGAAAGGAACACUGCAGAUUCAUCCUGUGGUGAUCACUUCAUUUGAAAUAGCCAUGAGAGACCGCAAUGCAUUACAGCAUUGCUAUUGGAAAUAUUUAAUAGUAGAUGAAGGACACAGGAUCAAGAACAUGAAGUGCCGUCUAAUCAGGGAGUUAAAACGAUUCAAUGCGGAUAACAAACUUCUUUUGACUGGGACUCCCUUGCAGAACAAUUUAUCAGAACUUUGGUCACUGCUUAACUUUUUGUUACCAGAUGUAUUUGAUGAUUUGAAAAGCUUUGAAUCUUGGUUUGAUAUCACUAGUCUUUCUGAAACUGCUGAAGAUAUUAUUGCUAAAGAAAGAGAACAGAAUGUAUUGCAUAUGCUGCACCAGAUUCUAACACCUUUCUUACUGAGAAGACUAAAAUCUGAUGUUGCUCUUGAAGUUCCUCCUAAACGAGAAGUAGUCGUUUAUGCACCACUUUCAAAGAAACAAGAGACCUUUUAUACAGCCAUUGUGAACCGUACAAUUACAAACAUGUUUGGAUCCAGUGAGAAAGAAACAGUUCAGUUAAGUUCCACUGGACGACCAAAACGGCGAAGUAGGAAAUUAAUAAAUUACAGCGAACUAGAUGAUUCCCCUAAUGAAUUGGACAACUUGAUCAGUCAGAUACAGCCAGAGCUAGACCAAGAAAGACCUGUUGUGGAAAUGAAUAUUCCUGUAGAAUCUGAAGUUGAUCUGAAGCUGCAGAAUAUAAUGAUGCUACUUCGUAAAUGCUGUAACCAUCCAUAUUUGAUUGAGUACCCUAUAGACCCAGUCACACAGGAGUUUAAGGUUGAUGAAGAAUUGAUAACAAACUCUGGAAAAUUCUUAAUUUUGGAUCGAAUGCUGCCUGAACUAAAAACCAGAGGUCACAAGGUGCUGCUUUUUUCACAAAUGACAAGAAUGUUGGACAUUUUGAUCGAUUACUGCCACUUCAGAAAUUUCAACUUUAGCAGACUUGAUGGAUCCAUGACUUAUUCAGAGAGGGAGAGAAAUAUGCACAACUUUAACACAGAUCCAGAGGUGUUUAUCUUCUUAGUGAGUACACGAGCUGGUGGCCUGGGCAUUAAUUUGACUGCAGCAGAUACAGUUAUCAUUUAUGAUAGUGAUUGGAACCCCCAGUCUGAUCUUCAGGCCCAGGAUAGAUGUCAUAGAAUUGGUCAGACAAAGCCAGUUGUUGUAUAUCGUCUUGUUACAGCAAACACUGUUGAUCAGAAAAUUGUGGAAAGAGCAGCUGCUAAAAGAAAAUUGGAGAAGUUGAUCAUCCACAAAAAGAGAGAAAUAUCAAUGAUGAGAGAAUCAUUGAUUCCCGCUACCCCUUACAGAGGAUCGAGCCAGCAACCCGGGCAUGUGCCCUGACCUCCUGGUUCGUGGAUCACAUCAGCCGAGCAUUGAUACUUAAUUCUUGAUAAGAGCUUUGUUUGUCAAAAGGAUUAAGAAAACUUGCUGGCCUUUUCUUGCAAGUUUAAUAUAUUAAAUUCUAGGAUGUUAAAAGUAUAUUGAAGUAGUGCUAUAAAGAAAUCAAUUUACUUUGUUGAACUACUAGUUCAAAAAAUAUUUGACUCCACCAUGCCUUUUUCAUACUUUUGAUUAUAGUAUUUUUAAAAAGUGUUUUUUAAUCUAGAAAAGAUUUUGAGGAGUAGGGAAAAUGAAGUUAGUGAGACAUUGGCAUUCUUUGUUCUGUUCCUUGAGAUUCCUUGGAGAAAUUCUUUCAUUCAAUAUAAAAUUAUCUUUGAAUAAAUGACUUGAUGGCUACCUUAAGAAAAGUAGAAAAUUACCUGUUAGUUGUGAAGCCUAAAGAAAUGUUGAAAAUUACUGUCAGUUUAUAUUAUGCUACUUUCCUACUUGCAAAUACAGUUAAGUCCUCACUUAAGAUUUUGUACAAAUUAAAUUUUUGCCUGUGCUGCUUUAGGAAUUUGAUGGGAAUUUAGUAAAGUUUAUAGUUUUAUUUCCCUAAGUUCUGUUUUCAGUACAUUGAAAGAUUAAAAUUUAAAUGAUUUGAAAUUAGUUUAAUAAGUAUUGACAGUGUUUUAUUGAGGUAUAAUAUACAUACAGAGUUUGAAUAUACAGUAAUGAAUUUUGACUUUUAUAUACUCAUGUAGCAAUCCUAUAGUCCAGUGGCCGGCAAACUGUGGCUUGCGAGCCACAUGUGGCUCUUUGGUCCCUUGAGUGUGGCCACGAAAUUUUAAUUGCAUUGUACAUGUGCGCCCACACGUGGUAUUUUGUGGAAGAGCCACACUCAGGGGGCCGCAGUUUGCCGGCCAGUGCUCUAGUCUAGGUCAAAGUCACUGACAUUUCCAUGUUCAAGUAGGUUUCCUACUGCAUCCUUUGUCUAUGUAUGUUCUUUAUCUACCUACUUUUGCUCAACAUAAUAUUUUGAAAAUCAUCUGUGUUGUGUGUGUAUUAGAAGUCUGGUAUUUGUUUAAAUGAUUUCUGAAUAGUUCAUUUAUCCAUUUUUCAGUUGAUUGGUGUUUGAGUUAUUUCCAGAUGUAGAUUCUUAUUCAUAAAAAUCAGAUGUUUGGCCCUGCUGGUUUGGCUCGGGGAGAGCGUUGGCCUGUGGACUGAAGGGUCCCAGGUUUGAUUGUGGUCAUGGGCAGGGCCUGGGUUGUG